AUGCCUGGCAGUCGACAAGUCUUCCAACCUCCGCCUGCCACCAACUUCCUCCUCCUCUUGCUGUCCGUAGCCUGCCUGGGCCCCAGGUGCCAGGCCCUGUGGGUAGACAGGGGCCCACCCUCGGUGACGGUAGGCUUGGGAGACGAGGCCCGCCUCCGUUGCCUGAACAAUGGCAGCAGCCCCAAUGUCACAUGGUGGCGUGUCCUCCAUGGCAACUACACUUGGACCCCUCAGUUUGUGGGCAAAGGCUAUGGUCCAGAUGGUGAGCUGAUCAUCCGGAAUGUGAACAAGAGCCACGGGGCCAUAUAUGUGUGCCACGUCAAUGAAGAAGGAAACAAAGCAUACCAGCGCUCCUGUGGCACCUACCUCCGUGUGCGUGAGCUGCCCCCCAGACCUUUCCUGGAUAUGGGAGAGGGCACCAAGAAUCGCAUCAUCACAGCUGAGGGGAUCAUCCUGCUGUUCUGUGCGGUGGUGCCUGGGACGCUGCUGCUGUUCAGGAAACGAUGGCAGAAUGAGAAGUUCAGCAUGGGUGCCCAGGAUGACUAUGAAGAUGAAAAUCUUUAUGAGGGCCUGAAUCUUGACGACUGCUCCAUGUAUGAGGACAUCUCCCGGGGCCUCCAGGGCACCUACCAGGACGUGGGCAGCCUCCACAUCGGAGAUGUCCAGCUGGAGAAGCCCUGA
Cynocephalus volans (Philippine flying lemur) is the source of this 681-nucleotide messenger RNA. RefSeq names its product CD79a molecule (gene CD79A). Gene Ontology annotation, cellular component: B cell receptor complex; external side of plasma membrane; membrane. The transcript has 5 exons. The record is from RefSeq and is a predicted model, not a curated record. NCBI's taxonomy places the organism in Eukaryota, Metazoa, Chordata, Mammalia, Dermoptera, Cynocephalidae. Gene Ontology annotation, molecular function: transmembrane signaling receptor activity. Bases 1 to 681 code for a protein of 226 amino acids. Gene Ontology annotation, biological process: B cell receptor signaling pathway; B cell differentiation.